GGAGCGAGGAAGAUGGUGCGGGCAGAUGGGAGAGGGAAAGUCAUUUACGAAUUUAUUGGAAGUGGAGUUAGUGAAAUCGGUAUAUUGUUGUGGCCUUAAGGAAAUAAAAACAUUUAUCCUUAGUAUUGAAUUUUUCAAAAAUAGUAUUCUCACAAUAGAAAAUUUAGAUGUCGAGAUUCUUAUGAAAGAUCGAAGGGUUCAUAUGCUUUCUAGAAAGGUAACCAAUUGUUAUUUUUGAGGUUAGAGUGUUGUUAUUAACCUCUCCUCUAUAAAUAUAUGGGGAGUAUGUGACAGCGCGAUUCUUUUGAGUAUUCCUGGUGCAGAGUGCAAAGUGUUUUUGACGUUUGCACGGGCGAAAGCAGCAAGUGAGAAAGCGAAAGAAGAAGGAAGUGAAGUAAAACGAAGAGAGGACGCUGCAGGACGCCAUGAUGGACGGAAUAUGUGAUACCACUGAUAUCAUCAAUAAUUUAUCAACGAAGAAAACGAUUUCAAAUGAAUCUUCAUUGGAAAAUAAUGAUAAAGCACUCCAAAUUGACAUCUCAGAUGCACUUAGUGAAAAAGAUAAGGUUAAAUUUACUGUACAUACAAAGACAACAUUACCAGAUUUCCAAAAAUCAGAAUUCCUAGUAGUCAGACAACACGAAGAGUUUGUUUGGUUACAUGAUCGAUUUGAGGAGAACGAAGAAUAUGCUGGUUAUAUUAUACCUCCAUGCCCACCAAGGCCUGAUUUUGAUGCUUCACGAGAAAAAUUAUUGAAGCUCGGCGAAGGUGAAGGUAGCAUGACACGUGAAGAGUUUAUGAAAAUGAAACAAGAAUUAGAAGCUGAAUAUUUGGCUACGUUUAAAAAAACAGUUGCUAUGCACGAAAUGUUUUUAACACGCCUUGCACAUCAUCCAGUGUUUAGAAAUGAUCACAAUCUUAGAGUUUUUUUAGAGUAUGAUCAAGAUCUUUGUGUGAGAGGCAAAAAUAAAAUGGAAAUGUUUGGUGGAUUGAUGAAAUCUUUUUCUAAAACAAAAGACGAGUACUACUUAUCUGCGACAGUAAAAGAUGUAAAUGACUUCUUUGAUCAAGAAAUGACAUUCCUUACACAAUAUCAUCACAAUUUAAAAGAAGCUACGAGUCGUGCUGAUCGUCAAACUGCAAAGCACAGAGAGGUAGCUGAUUCAUACAUUAAGAUUUCUUCUAAUCUCUUACAAUUAGCGACUACAGAUACGGGCAAACUUGAAAAAAUGUUGACUAAAAUCGCUGAAACAUUCGAAAAACUGAGGAAACUAGAAGCUCGUGUUGCAUCCGAUGAAGAUUUAAAAUUGUCCGAUACUUUACGUUAUUACAAGAGGGAUACAUCAGCUGGAAAAAGGCUAUUGAUUAGAAGGCUAAAAGCAUUACAUACGUAUGAAACUGCAAAUAGAGCUUUGGAAAAAGCACGUGUCAAAAAUAAGGAUGUACAUGCUGCAUUGGAGGUUGCAGAGGCAGAGCAGGCACAGACUGAGGCAUGUUCGAAAUUUGAACAAAUGUCAGAAAAAGGAAAAGAAGAACUUACUAAUUUUAAAACAAGACGAGUAGCUGCCUUUAAAAAGAAUCUUAUUGAGCUUACAGAAUUUGAAAUAAAACAUGCCAAGGGCCAUGCAGAAAUACUGAAUAAAUGCUUAGCGGCCCUUCAAAAUGAAUGAUUUAAAGAUAUUAAUUUACUAUCUUCAACGACAUAUUACAAGUAAAUUGAUUAAUA
Ceratosolen solmsi marchali is the source of this 1726-nucleotide messenger RNA. It is a transcript of the gene Snx6, whose product is annotated as sorting nexin 6. The record is from RefSeq and is a predicted model, not a curated record. The transcript has 11 exons. Bases 426 to 1670 code for a protein of 414 amino acids. Gene Ontology annotation, molecular function: phosphatidylinositol binding. Gene Ontology annotation, biological process: phagosome-lysosome fusion involved in apoptotic cell clearance. Lineage: Eukaryota; Metazoa; Arthropoda; Insecta; Hymenoptera; Agaonidae.